This is a messenger RNA of Cavia porcellus (domestic guinea pig), 6216 nucleotides long. RefSeq names its product cullin 5 (gene Cul5). Gene Ontology annotation, molecular function: ubiquitin protein ligase binding; protein-macromolecule adaptor activity. The transcript is spliced from 19 exons. NCBI's taxonomy places the organism in Eukaryota, Metazoa, Chordata, Mammalia, Rodentia, Caviidae. Bases 118 to 2460 code for a protein of 780 amino acids. Gene Ontology annotation, cellular component: Cul5-RING ubiquitin ligase complex; SCF ubiquitin ligase complex. Gene Ontology annotation, biological process: protein ubiquitination; SCF-dependent proteasomal ubiquitin-dependent protein catabolic process. The record is from RefSeq and is a predicted model, not a curated record.
CCCGGCGUGGGCCCGCUGGGCCCGUGGGCCGCGCUGGGGACGCGGCCUCCGCCUGCGGCCUGGCCCGGAGCGCCGCGAAGUCUCGCCCCGUCUCGCGAGAGUCGAAGUUGAAGGAACAUGGCGACGUCUAAUCUGUUAAAGAAUAAAGGCUCUCUUCAGUUUGAAGACAAGUGGGAUUUUAUGCGUCCAAUUGUUUUGAAGCUUUUACGCCAGGAAUCUGUUACAAAACAACAGUGGUUUGAUCUGUUUUCAGAUGUUCAUGCAGUCUGUCUCUGGGAUGAUAAAGGCCCAGCAAAAAUUCAUCAGGCUUUAAAAGAAGAUAUUCUUGAAUUUAUUAAGCAAGCACAGGCACGAGUGUUGAGCCAUCAAGAUGACACAGCUUUGCUAAAAGCAUAUAUUGUUGAAUGGCGGAAAUUCUUUACACAGUGUGAUAUUUUACCAAAACCCUUUUGUCAACUAGAGAUUACUUUAAUGGGUAAACAGGGCAGCAAUAAAAAAACAAAUGUGGAAGAUAGUAUUGUGCGAAAGCUCAUGCUUGAUACAUGGAAUGAAUCAAUUUUUUCAAAUAUUAAAAACAGACUACAAGAUAGUGCAAUGAAGCUGGUACAUGCUGAAAGAUUAGGAGAAGCUUUUGAUUCUCAGCUGGUCAUUGGAGUGAGAGAAUCCUAUGUUAACCUUUGUUCUAAUCCUGAAGAUAAGCUUCAGAUUUAUAGGGACAAUUUUGAGAAGGCAUAUUUGGAUUCAACAGAGAGAUUUUAUAGAACUCAGGCACCCUCAUAUUUACAGCAAAAUGGUGUACAGAAUUAUAUGAAAUAUGCAGAUGCUAAAUUAAAAGAAGAAGAAAAACGAGCAUUACGUUAUUUAGAAACAAGACGAGAAUGUAACUCUGUUGAAGCUCUCAUGGAAUGCUGUGUGAAUGCCUUGGUGACGUCAUUUAAAGAGACUAUCUUAGCGGAGUGCCAAGGCAUGAUCAAGCGAAAUGAAACUGAAAAAUUACAUUUAAUGUUUUCAUUGAUGGACAAAGUUCCUAAUGGAAUAGAGCCAAUGCUGAAGGACUUAGAGGAACACAUCAUAAGUGCUGGCCUGGCAGAUAUGGUAGCAGCUGCUGAAACUAUUACCACUGACUCCGAGAAAUAUGUUGAACAGUUACUUACACUAUUUAAUAGAUUUAGUAAACUCGUCAAAGAAGCUUUUCAAGAUGAUCCACGAUUUCUUACUGCAAGAGAUAAGGCAUAUAAAGCUGUUGUGAAUGAUGCUACCAUAUUUAAACUUGAAUUACCUUUGAAGCAGAAAGGAGUGGGGUUGAAAACUCAACCUGAAUCAAAGUGCCCUGAGUUGCUUGCCAAUUACUGUGACAUGUUGCUGAGAAAAACACCAUUAAGUAAAAAACUAACCUCUGAAGAAAUUGAGGCAAAGCUUAAAGAAGUGCUCUUGGUACUUAAAUAUGUACAAAACAAAGAUGUUUUUAUGAGAUAUCACAAAGCUCAUUUGACACGACGUCUUAUAUUAGACAUCUCUGCUGAUAGUGAAAUUGAAGAAAAUAUGGUAGAGUGGUUAAGAGAAGUUGGUAUGCCAGCAGAUUAUGUAAACAAGCUUGCUAGAAUGUUUCAGGACAUAAAAGUAUCUGAAGAUUUGAACCAAGCUUUCAAGGAAAUGCACAAAAAUAAUAAGUUGGCUUUACCAGCUGAUUCGGUUAAUAUAAAAAUUCUGAAUGCUGGUGCCUGGUCAAGAAGCUCUGAGAAAGUCUUUGUUUCACUUCCUACUGAACUGGAGGAUUUGAUACCUGAAGUGGAAGAAUUUUACAAAAAAAAUCAUAGUGGUAGAAAAUUACAUUGGCAUCAUCUCAUGUCAAAUGGAAUAAUAACAUUUAAGAAUGAAGUAGGUCAAUAUGAUUUGGAGGUAACCACUUUUCAGCUGGCUGUGCUGUUUGCAUGGAACCAAAGACCCAGAGAAAAAAUCAGCUUUGAAAAUCUAAAACUUGCGACUGAACUCCCUGAUGCUGAACUUAGAAGGACUUUAUGGUCUUUAGUAGCUUUCCCAAAGCUCAAACGGCAAGUUUUAUUGUACGAACCUCAAGUCAGCUCACCCAAAGACUUCACAGAAGGUACCCUCUUCUCAGUGAACCAGGAGUUCAGUUUAAUAAAAAAUGCAAAAGUUCAGAAGAGGGGUAAAAUCAACUUGAUUGGACGCUUGCAACUCACUACAGAAAGGAUGAGGGAAGAAGAGAAUGAAGGAAUAGUUCAACUUAGAAUAUUGAGAACCCAGGAAGCUAUCAUACAAAUAAUGAAAAUGAGAAAGAAAAUUAGUAAUGCUCAGCUGCAGACUGAAUUAGUAGAAAUUUUGAAAAAUAUGUUCUUACCACAAAAGAAAAUGAUAAAAGAGCAAAUAGAAUGGCUAAUAGAGCACAAAUACAUCAGAAGAGAUGAAUCUGAUAUCAACACUUUCAUAUAUAUGGCAUAAUUUUGAAUAUCACAGACAAGACUAAGAAUACAGAUUUUGGAGUGCUUGGGCAGAAAGUUGUCACAGUUUGAGCUGAAGAAAGGCUGAUUUGGACUUUGAUGACAUAAGUAUUCAGAUCUCUGCCUUACCUUACAGAACGACUCUUACUUGCCAGUCACACUCGUUAGCAUGACGGCCUCCCUUCAUGUUGCACACUCAGUAACAGCAUGCUGUUUUGUGGAGAACCUUGCAUUCAUGAAGAGCCCAUUACGAACUUCUAAAAGUAAAUCCGAUUUUUACAUCAGGAAAAACACAAUGGGAAGGGCGAGGGCGGGGUUCUUGUUGCUUUUAUUUUUCCUCUUAAAAAAUGUACUUGCACAAGGAAGGAUAUUCAGAUAUUCAUGCACUGAAAAAUGCUGUUAUCUUUGUUUUUUAAAAAACUGCAAUUAAAACUAGAAGUAGCAUUUGUGGCUUCUUGUGAUGAAGAGAGUGAGCUGGUCAACACAACAUUGGGAGAGGGCAGAUGUAGGUGAGAAGAGCAGUCUUUCACAGCUUCAGAUUAUUUGAACACUGCUUCAGCAUCAUAACUGGAUUUUAAUGGUGACCUAAAAAAUGGUAUUUAAUAUUUCUAAUUUGAAAAUUUUUUUAAAGCAGGAAACCACUGCUUUAGUUACUUGUUACUGAGUGAUGAGUUUUUAAAGACCUUAUGUGGCUGGAGAGCUUGUUUGGGAGUAAAGCUCAUGUUGUUGCUUCAGUUGUUUGAGAAAAAUCGCAGAGAUCGGGCAGUCGUUAUGGUUCCAGCUUUAGUAUCUGUACUGUCUGCGUGAGCACAGGGAAGCCAUGACUGCACAGCCAGAACAGUGAGACAAACACGUGCAGUGUGUUCACUAACACACUUCAUCUUUAUAUGCCUAAUGUUUAUUAUGCUGGUCUAAUUAGAAACAGUGCCGAAAUCUGCUCUGAUAGAACACAUUUCUGGGGCUGACCUCUUAAUCUGUAGCAUAGAACUAUUUUGGUAUUUUGAAGUCUCAUGAUUAGGGAUCUACAGCCUCAGGUUUCUGGAAAGGAAAGCAUUUUCUGUAAAAAGUAACAAUUACCAGUAAGCUAGGAGGAAGAGACAAACCCCACAUAAGUCCUGAAAAGCAUAAGCAAAGAUGUUAUAAUCUUAACAUGAGCAGUAAACUUGCCAAAUAUGUACAUAUAUAUUUAUAUAUUUUAAAAAUAAACAUUUAAAAAAUGUUCAGAAGGCAACAGUUACCUUGUUCCUUUCAGUCAGUCCAAAGCAGCAGCUUAAUAGUUGCUGGCAACUAGAUACCCAGAGCAGUAGAAAUUUUAGGACUUGAGAACUUGAACAACAACUUGAAAAGAAAAAAAUUAUAUUCCCUAUGGGGAAAACAAAAUGGCUCAAUAUGGAUUUUUAUUUAUCGUGGUGCAUGUUUCAAUUUUUUUUUUUCGGUACCAGGGAUUGAACUCACGACCAAGCACUUGCAUGGCAGGUGCUUAUGCCGCUGAGCUAAAUCCCCAGCCCCUCAAAUUUUCUUAAAAAUUAUUUUUAUGUUUUUGAUGUCAAGUACUAAGUAUGGUUUGGAAGAAGGUAGGUGCUGGAAGGCAUCCAGUGUUAGUACAUGGCAGGGUGCUCGGGAGAGCCAUUUUCCAUGGAGGUGCCACCGGUCUGGGAAGCACCGUGCACUUCCUGCUGAGAGAAGGAAGGCGCAUUCCAUCCCGAGUAGUGAAGGUUUUGCCAGUUAGACUCAAAUGCUUGUUCUGAAACUCAUAGAAAAUUGGGAGUUUUGUGGAUAAUUGACAGCCAUACACUUGUAAGAUAGCAUAUAUGAAUUAUAGACCAAGCAUCCUAUAUUGAAUUAAAAUUAGUGUUCAUUGUUUUCCCUAAUUAGACGACUGUUACAGUGGAUAAAUUAUGUCUCACAAAUCGCUUGGUAUUGGCAUUUGCUUGUCCUGAUACAAGAAAGCCAAAGAAAGAAAUAGGAAAAAUUAUAGACCUUUAUAAAUGUAUAAGAUUUGUUUUUUAAACCGUAAUUAUUUCUAGAACUUUUUUGGUAUUUCUAAUCUUUUUGGUCAUUUAAGAAUGAGAGCCAUAGUGUUUUGAUUCUGAAAGGAAAAUUGAAUGCAAAGUGAGUAAUGCUAAAUCCAUAGCUAAAGUUUUCUAUUAAAUUUCAUAAGUAGCCAAUUAUGUCGUAAUUCUAUUUGAGAGGUUGAACAGCAGCCAAUACUGUAGACUUACAGUUUUCAUCAUUUUUAAAAAUUACGUAUACAAAAGUUUAAUUUUUGUUGUUUAUGAAAACCAUUGUAUUGACACAGUGCCUAUACCGUUGUUAAAUUUUCUUUAAAGAUGUUUUGACAUGUUUGCUAAUUUUAAAAAAUGAGUCUGAAAAAAUAAUUUUAACUAGUAAUUUGCUAAAGGUACAGAAUCACAGUAUUCCUUAUCAGGUCUCUUUCUCCAGUGUGCACUUAAAAUUAGCAUUAUCUGAGCAGGGAUGAAACCUCACAUAGUUCUGAGAAAAGAGAAACUCCAAGACCAGGAAAAAGCAAAACAAAAAAACCCUUUAUUAUGAGUAGUGCUGCAGGAGACUCCUCGGAGUUUAAUUCCUUCCUUUCCUCUCCUCUCCUUUUCUCCUCUCUUCUCUUUUUUCUUUCUUUCUUUCUUUCUCUUUCUUUCUUUCUUUCUUUCUUUCUUUCUUUCUUUCUUUCUUUCUUUCUUUCUCUUUCUUUCAGUUUUUGUCUUGUUGUUGUUUUAAGACAAGGUUUUACUAUGUAGUUCAGGCUGUCCUUGAACUCUUUUGUCACCUUGGCUGGCUUUGAACUCACAGCUGUUCUCCUGCCUCAGCCUCCCAAGUGCUGGGAUUAGAGGCGUAUGCCACCGUGCCUGGCUAGAGGUUAAGUUUGGAACACUUCUCUUCUGGUUUAAAGAUGGAACCAUCUGAAAAUGGUAACUUUCUGUUGCCACCUCAUUGCCAUAGUAAGUAGAUAUGAAACAAAAUUUAUGAAGGGAAAAUAUAUGACAUGUUUGAUGCUUACAAUGCGAUAAAUGUUAGGAUAUUAUUUCAAUAAUUUAACGAGAUUAUAAGAAAUUCUGAAGUCUUCCAAUUUUUACAUUUAUGGGGGGGGGGGUUUCCCUGAGGGUUUUUUUUUUUUCCUACAAGAACAGUUGAGUAAUCCCUGAGUUUUACCAGCCCACUUAAUUCUUUGUCUUUUACUUUUUACAUAAAUGCUAAAAUUUCCAAAAAUGAAAUGUUAGCUUUAUUUUUACUUUUUAUUACACUUAAUAGAAUAUGACCUUAGUACUUUAAAAGAUAACUUUUCAUUGUUUGCAAUAAUAUGUCAGUAACCUUGCUCAAAGGACAAAUUUUUAAAAUUGAAUUGGAGUGAAAGAUUUGCUGGUUUUACAGAAAGAUUUGCUAUCAUAAAUCUAAGCUUUUUUUUAUUUUCAUGUAAAGGACUCGGGAUAUUGUCUUUAUAGAUUCUUCCAAGGUCAUGUGUGUAAAAUAAAUAACACAUGAGAGUAUGUCAUCUACAGUGCUGAGCAAAUUUGAGUUUCUAAGGUGUAAUCUCUCCUCACAUGGUUUAUGCGAUCUUUGAAUGUGUGCCACUACAUACUGAGAUGAUAAUGCUGUACAAUUCAAAACAGUAGCAGUUUCUGUAUGCAGUAGGCUGAAAUAUUUUGAUGAACUGCUUAAUUUUGGAUUUUAUUUUUUAAGUUGUAUAAUUUAUUUUCUUGCAAAAUAAAAGUAAUAUAAAAGCUUUCACCUAUUCAGAAAA